Messenger RNA from Pleuronectes platessa (European plaice), 6102 nucleotides. It is a transcript of the gene kif16ba, whose product is annotated as kinesin family member 16Ba. Bases 518 to 5737 code for a protein of 1739 amino acids. The transcript is spliced from 24 exons. Gene Ontology annotation, molecular function: microtubule binding; ATP binding; microtubule motor activity. The record is from RefSeq and is a predicted model, not a curated record. Gene Ontology annotation, biological process: microtubule-based movement. Lineage: Eukaryota; Metazoa; Chordata; Actinopteri; Pleuronectiformes; Pleuronectidae.
GACAGCUGAUGACGACAACAACAACAACAAUAAUAAUACCUCCCAUGAGUGUUCUGUUGUUUAUCUAUUAAAUAAAUAAAACAUAUAAUAUAUUGUGUCUCCUCUAACAGUUUAAUGUUUACAUCAGCUGACGCUUCUUUGUGGUCACGUGAGCCUCAGCUGACAGCUGUAACUCAGAUGCUAACCGAAGCUAACAGAAGCUAACAGAUGCUGCGGCACUGACCAAUGGGGAGAGUCGGUUGUUCCCGGGACAGUGACGUGGUGUCCCCGGUCCAAGACAACCACCGCUAGCACCGGCCCGCGUCAGUCCGUCCGCCCGGCUCCGGGUGCAGCUGCUCGGGUUCAUCUCCGGGACUUUUGCCCUUUCUUCUUUAUCACGCUAGCCAGUUAUCCGGUUAGCAUAUGAGCUGUGUAGAUAUCCCACCGUAGAGCCACUGAGGCUAACCGGCUAGCAGGCUAAUCGACUAACCGAGUGUCCGACCGGCUGAGCGGCUGCUGCGGGCGGACACCAGCAGCGAUGGCCUCGGUCCGUGUGUCUGUCCGGGUCCGGCCCAUGAACCGGCGGGAGAAAGACUUGAGUUCAAAAUGCAUCAUCAAGAUGGAAGGAACCAAAACCUCCAUCACCAACCUGAAGAUCCCUGACGGUGUCUCUGGAGAUCCGAUGAGGGACCGGACCAAGACCUUCACGUACGACUUCUCCUACGACUCCACCGACUGUGAAAGCUCCACGUUCGUCUCUCAGGAAAAGGUCUUCACAGAUCUGGGCUCCGACGUGCUGAAGGCUGCGUUCGAGGGCUACAACGCCUGCGUCUUCGCCUACGGUCAGACCGGCUCGGGGAAGUCCUACACCAUGAUGGGAAACCCGGGGGACGCAGGUCUGAUCCCGAGGAUCUGUGAAGGUCUGUUCAGCCGCGUGCUGGCGGCGACUCGGUGGGACGUGGCGUCGUUUCGUACGGAGGUCAGUUACUUGGAGAUCUACAACGAGAGGGUGAGAGACCUGCUGAGGAGGAAGUCCACUGUGACCUUCAACCUGAGGGUCAGGGAGCAUCCCAAGGACGGGCCCUACGUGGAAGAUCUUUCCAAACACCUGGUGCAGAACUACAGCGACGUGGAGGAGCUGAUGGAGGCCGGAAACAUCCACCGCACCACCGCCAGCACCGGCAUGAACGACGUGAGCAGCCGCUCCCACGCCAUCUUCACCAUCAACUUCACGCAGGCGAAGUUCGAUGCCGAGAUGCCGAGUGAGACGGUCAGUAAGAUCCACCUGGUCGACCUGGCCGGCAGCGAGCGAGCCGACGCCACCGGAGCCACCGGCGUCCGCCUGAAGGAAGGAGGCAACAUCAACAAGUCACUGGUCACACUGGGAAACGUCAUCUCCGCUCUGGCCGACAUGGCGCAGGACGGCCUGAACACCAACCUGAAGAAGAAGUCCGUGUUCGUCCCCUACCGGGACUCGGUGCUCACGUGGCUGCUCAAAGACAGCCUGGGCGGAAACUCCAAGACCUUCAUGAUCGCCACGGUUUCCCCGGCAGACGUGAACUACGGCGAGACGCUCAGCACGCUGCGCUACGCCAACCGAGCCAAGAACAUCAUCAACAAGCCCACCGUCAACGAGGACUGCAACGUGCGGCUGAUCCGAGAGCUGCGCGCGGAGAUCGCUCGACUGAAGGCUCUGCUGGUGCAGGGCAACCAGAUCGCUCUCCUGGAUUCACCCACCGCUCUGAGCAUGGAGGAGAAGCUGCUGCAGAACGAAGCCAGAGUUCUGGAGCUGACGAAGGAGUGGACCAACAAGUGGAACGAGACCCAGAACAUCCUGAAGGAGGAGACCCUGGCUCUGAGGAAAGAGGGCAUCGGCGUGGUGCUGGACUCGGAGCUGCCUCAUCUCAUCGGCAUCGACGACGACCUCCUCAGCACCGGGAUCAUCCUGUAUCAUCUGAAGGAGGGACGGACAUACGUGGGCAGAGAGGACGCGUCCACAGAGCCGGACAUCAUCCUUCACGGUCUGGACCUGGAGAGUGAACACUGCAUGUUUGAGAAUCAGAACGGCACGGUGACCCUGGUGCCGCUCGGUGGAGCUCAGUGCUCUGUGAACGGGGUUCAGGUGACGGAGCCGUCGCAGCUCAACCAAGGCGCCGUUCUUCUGCUCGGCAGGACAAACAUGUUCCGGUUCAACCAUCCGAAGGAGGCGGCGAAGCUGAGGGAGAAACGAAAGAGCGGCCUGCUCUCCACCUUCAGCCUGUCGAUGACGGAUCUGUCCAGGUCGUGUGAGAACCUGUCGACUGUGAUGCUCUACAACCCCGGGCUGGAGUUUGAGAGGCAGCAGCGAGAGGAGCUGGAGAAACUGGAGCUCAAACGGAGGUUGAUCAAGGAGAUGGAGGAGAAGCAGCAGAGUGAGAAGGUGGAGCUUGAGCGCCUCCAGCAGGAGGUGGAGAGCCAACGCAAAGAGUCUGAGGAGGUGCAGCAGAGAAUUCUGCGUCAGGAGGAGAGCCUCCGCUGCCGGAGCCAUGACAUCGAGAGCCGCCUGCGUGACUUCCUGGUGGAGAAGGAGCGCUUUGAGGAGGAGCGACGCUCGGAGCUCCAGGAGGAGGAGCUCCAGUGGCAGCAGCGGGGAAACCAGCUGGCGGGUGAAGCGGUGGAGGAGCGGGAUGAGGAGCAGCGGAGGCAGCAGGAGGCUGCAGAGCAGACAGAAAUCUACCGUGAGCUGAAGAGGCUGAAGCAGGAGCGUGAGGAGCAGAAGGUUCGUCUGGAAGCAGAGCGGCGGCGGCUGGAGGAGCAGGAGCAGGAGCAGCUGAGCCUGGUGGGCCGGCUGGAGGAGCAGCUGAGGGAGAAACACGAGGCGGCCACCACGUUGUCGACCAGGGAGGACGCCCACCGCAUCGAGGAGGAGCGCAGAGCACUGGCCGAGAUCAGAGGAGCGCUGCUCCGUGCCAAAGAGGCUGGAGAGCGGCAGGAUGUGGAGGAGGCCAGCGAGGAGGCGCGAUCUGCUCAGGGUCGAUACACGGUCUUCAAGGUGGCUCAGGUGAAGGAGCUGGGUCAGCUGGAGGAGGGGCUCCGGCAGCAGAGGGAGCAUCUGGAGGUGGAGGUCGCUGCUGAGAGAAACACAGUGCUGCUCCUCGCUCACGGCCUCAAGGAAAGACGGCAGCAGCCGGAGGAGGCGCAGGACACCACGGCCGACUGCCAGGAGGAGCAGCUGGUCCAGCAGGCGGAACACAGGCUGCAGCUCAAGGAGCAGCAGCUGACCAGCCUGGCAGACGACCUCCUCCCCGCGCUGGCCGAGGAGAAGCAGAGAGCCAUGGAGGUGUUGGAGCGCAGCGCCGGCAGCAACAGGAACUGCACCAGUCCACCGGGUCUGGACAACACACUGUACCAGGUGGAGAAGGAGCUGGAGGACAAGGAGGAGAAGCUGAACCUCCACUGGCACAGUGCUCAGCAGCUGCAGCAGCUCCAGGAAACCUACGAGUUCACGGCCAACGUGGCCCGGCAGGAGGAGAAGGUGAGGAGGAAGGAGAAGGAGAUCCUGGAGUCGAAGGAGAAGCAGCAGAGGGAGGCGAUGGAGCAGGCGGUGACCCGGCUGGAGAGGCGGCACUCGGCCCUGAGGCGCACCGGCUCCCUGGAGCCCGACACCGAGGAGCAGUGGAGGGGGGCGGAGCCGGAGCAGCAGAGGGUGGAGUGGGAGAUCCAGAAGCUGAGGCAGGGCUUCAGUGAGGGAGAGGAAAGCAGCAGGACUCCCUCCAUCAGCCCCGAGGAGAAGACCAGCAGCUCUCUGGUCAGUCACAUCCAGAGUCUGAACACGCUGCAGCCGCUGUCCGACGACCGGAUCAACAGCUACAUCGAGGAGGAAGUUCAGCGGCGGUUGCGUGAGAUGAACCUUCUGAACGGUGGGAUGGAUCUGUCCGAGUCCUGUGAGUCUCUCCGGGACCAGGAGGAAGCUAGCGACUGUAGCUUGGCUCCAUUCACAGACGAGGAUGAAAAGCUGCAGAACAUGAAUCCGAGGAGGCUGAAAUAUGAGAGAACGAGUGGGGGGGGGUCUAGCUUCCUGUCGGCCACGGAGCUUCAGGAGAACCCUCCUGCUGAGAUCCAGCAGAACGUAUCAGAAGAACCUGAACAGGUCCGGUCAGAGCGUCACAGAGAAGAAACCGAUCCUUCCACUGAGGUCUGGAUUGAAGAAGAGGAAGCCUACAGAGAUGGAGUCAGAGACACGGCGUGGGAACGAGCAGGGAAACCUCCCGCUGAGGUUUGUGAACUUCAGGAGCUUCUUCUGAAGCGACGCUCUCUUUCAACCUCAAUAGAAAAAGUCAAACUCCAAACGCGUGACCUGGAGAAACAUGAGGAAGCAGAACGUGAUCAGACGUCCAAGUCGCCGAGCUCUGAGGAGAAGUGGAAGCAGCCGGAGGAAGUUGAAUCAAGCAGAAGCUACGAUUUUGGAUAUUUUGUCCGGAAGCUGUCGGAGGCCUACAGAGACGCUGGCAGAAGGUUGCAGGGCACUCGGGACAUCCUCCAACACGUUGGAGUGGAGGACAUGAAGGUCGUGCUCUCUCAGUAUGUGACCAUGGUUUCCAAAGAACUGCCUCUGAUUCAUCACCUGCAGCUUCAGCCACAGCCCGAGUCCUCCAGGCAGUCACACAACGAGGUCGCCCUUCCUCAGAAAGCUUCUGUGAUCAUGGACAUCUCCAGAUGGCCGGAGGGAUCUGUGUCUUCUUUCAGAGACAGAAGUCCUGAGGCCUUUCAUCAGAGGCUGGUCCAGCUGCCUCCAGUCCUCUCCCAGCUACAGACGUCUUCAUCCCAGGAGAUACGUGACAAGGUGGCAUCUCUGUCGCCUCAGAUCCAAGUUGGCAAACUUCUGAGUAUCUUCUGGGUUAAAACGGCCAAGAGAGAGGAGCCCGUCCCGAAGCCUGGCUGCUUGCUUCUGUCAGAGAAGAUCAUGAUCGUGGUGUCAGCCGGCUCAGAUCCUCAGGACACGUUGGUUCUUUCUCACCAUCUUCAUCUCUGUGAAAUCAAGAAGGUCCAGAUCAGCUUGGCCGGGCAGCAUGUCCGCCUCAUCGGCUGCUCUGAAGGUGAGGUCCUGGCCGUCUUCACCCACAGCAAGGAGCUCACCCAGGAGUUCUGUAAGGCUUUACUGAAGGCUAUGGCUCCUGGAAGGUUCUGUGAAGGGACUGAAGGUCACCCACUGCUCUCUGAAGACCUCACGCUCCUCUCACUGGACUGGACAUCAACCGUUCCUGACCUCCUCCUGGACAACGGCCUUCAGGUCACCUCCAGGUUCAAGCGGGUCCUCGCCGACUUACUCUACAUUGUCCAGGGGAAUAUGGACGGCCCUGGCAAACCUUCUCUGGCGGACGUUUGUCCUCUCCUCUACACCAGUGUCAAGGUCAUGAACUCCACCCGAGUGCAUGAGGACACCAUCUUUCAGCUCCUCUUGACCGACACUCACGUGGUUCUUCUCCAGGAGGACGGUGUCUCUCACCCGGUGCCGCGGGGCUCCAGCCUGGUUCCUGCACAGCCACAGUUUCAGGGACUCGAACUCCACCAGCGGUCAGAGGUCAGACGGCUGAGGGUGGGUCAGCAGGACGGCUGCGUGGUGGUGGACGUGGUGUUUACAGCUGGAGACCAGAAGGUGGAGUCACGGCUCGGCUCGGUGGAGGCCUCCUCUGAUCACACUCCUCGGGGCAGCUCCUGGAACUUGUGCUUCGGUUGUAGCUCAGAAGCCGAGAUCUUCAUUAAUCAUCUUCGUUCCUGAGGCAGAAACUUCUUUCCUCUUUAAAACAAACGAUCAGUUAGUUUGUUCUACGAUGUUUAAAAUAAUCUACGAUCUGAACGUGAUGGAAUAUUUAAAACAAAUAAAAUGUUUCUGUGAAGUCGAUUGAGUUCAGACGUGUGUUGACCUUUGACCUCUGGAGUUUACUCUGACUCAAGAUGAAAGAAAAGAAACUCUUUGUUUUCAUGGAAGUUAAAUUAUUAUUUUUAUUCAUGAUUCUUUUUAAAACAACAAAUAUUGAUGAUUUGAAGAAAACGUGACUCAUCCUGUCUGAAAAUGAUCGGAAAUAAUAUCUGAUUAUUGAUGUUGAAUGAAUUAUUAGCAGGAUAAUAAAGAUUGAACUUGAA